Messenger RNA from Caenorhabditis remanei, 1248 nucleotides. RefSeq lists its product as uncharacterized. NCBI's taxonomy places the organism in Eukaryota, Metazoa, Nematoda, Chromadorea, Rhabditida, Rhabditidae. The transcript has 4 exons. The record is from RefSeq and is a predicted model, not a curated record. Bases 1 to 1248 code for a protein of 415 amino acids.
AUGCAAUUCGCUCUUAUCCCAUUUGCUCUCUUGCCUAUUUUCUAUACUACGUUUGCUGUAAAUACUCCAGUAUGCACAAAUGGAUACACCUUAAUUAACAAUAAAUGCCUAGCGUUGUAUACAAUUCCGGCAAGUUAUUCAGCAGCCGAAGAAUCUUGCCGAAGCGUUGGAGCAACAUUAGAUAAUGAAGCGAUCACCAGUUUUGUGGGAUGCACUGUUUCUCUUGUAUGGAUCGGUCUGUAUUGUGUGGACAAUGAUCCUUCAAAAUGCUUAUGGGAUGAUGGUACAGGAUCCGCUGGAGUGUACAGUAACUUUGCUAGUGGUUUCCCACAUAUCAAUAUCGGAAAAUGUGUCUACUACUCUGCGCAAGGGACAUUAGCAGGAAAAUGGGUUAGCGGAGAUUGCGAAAACGAUACAAGAGCAUACGUAUGUGAAUUGCCGUAUACCAUCGCAGAUGACUGUACUUACAAUUACAACGGAUUUUGUUAUUCCCUUCAUAGCUCGGCUCCAUUUGUUCAAGCACAAGAGACAUGUGAACAGGAGUGCGGAAAUCUUGUUUCAAUAACUUCUGAAAUGGAAAACAGAUAUGUUUCCAUAAUAGGAAGUCGCGGGAUAAAUUCAGUUUACGUACUCAUAGGAGGAAUGUGUCCAAGUUCCAACGCGUUUGCUUGGAUUGAUGGAUCUGUUUGGAGUUACAAUAACAUUGAUCCUGCUCAGUCUCUCGGUGCCGGUUACUGUAUGAUCACUACAAAUUCAAAAACAACAUCCUUAUCAUUUGGUUUUUGGGGAAGCGCUUCUUGCAAUGAUGCGUUUCCUUUUAUAUGCAAACGUCCUGCUGGAACUCAGUGUCCUCCAAAUCAACCAGUUAUAGCAGUUACUCCUGUUCCUAACCAGCCAUCUUACUGUAACUCUACACUUCUACUCGCGCCUGGAGUCAUCACAUCCCCCAAUUAUCCACAAAAUUAUGACAACAAUCUAUUCUGUUCAUACCAAUUGGCCACUCUUGGAUCCUACAAAAUUCUUCUCAAAUUUACCGGAUUCAUCACUGAAUACGGUAGGGAUAUCGUUCAAGUUUACGAUGGCGACUCUUCGGAUAAACCUCUUUUGGGAACUUACAGUGGAAACUUGAACCCAUUUAAUUUAGUUUCGACUGGAAACACGAUGUAUGUCACAUUCAAGACUGAUCGGAGUGCCGUUUAUCAAGGAUUUACUACCAAAGUUUUGUCGUAUUCCGGUCCCUUAACCUAA